AUGUCGGUCUCACGAUUAAAUGUCCUCGUCUACACAGGACCCGGCACGACCGUCGACUCGGUCCGGCACUGCCUCUACACCCUCCGCCGCCUCCUCUCCCCCAACUACGCCGUCACGCCCGUGAGCGAGAACGCCCUGCUCAAGGAACCCUGGCUGCCCACCUGCGCCCUGCUCGUCUUCCCCGGCGGCGCGGACCUCGGCUUCUGCAGCGUGCUCAACGGGCCCGGGAACCGCCGCAUCACGGAAUACGUGCGCCGCGGCGGCCGGUUCCUCGGCUUCUGCGCCGGCGGCUACUACGGGAGCGGCCGGUGCGAGUUCGAGGUCGGCGACCCCACCUCGAGGUCGUCGGCCGUCGCGAGCUCGUCCGGCGCACGGGCGGCGAAGAUCUCUGUCCGCGACGGUGCGUUGGGAUUGGAGGGCGAGGGCACCGCUCUCGGAGAGAUUUCUCUUUACUACAAUGGAGGCGGCGUCUUUGUCGAUGCCGCGGCUCAUGCGGAUUCGGUGGAGGUGCUUGCGAAUUACGUGGGGGAUAUCGAUGUUGAUGGCGGCGACGGCAAGGCUGCCGUGGUGUACUGCAAGGUUGGGCAGGAGCUGCCGUUCUCACCGGACCUCAUCCCGAAUUCGCGCCAAUCAAUAUAUCGCCGCAGCCCUCGUGGCCGCGUCAAGUUCCUCCAGGCCUGUCUCUCGAAACUUGGCCUCGAAGUCGACGAGACCGAAGCCAUGAUGCCUUCGUUGUCUAGCCUGCACCUUUCGGCGCUGAACCCCUCCGAGGUAGACGAGAUGCUCCACGACUGGGAGGACAUCAUCGCCCGCGACGACCGAGGCGAAGAGUUCAUCAAGUGCGAGAACGACACCUUUCACGUCGAGAAGAAGGACUCGCGCUGGGAGCCAACGGCGUCGGAGAGUGCCGUGGCUGGCGGAAUCGUGGACUACACGACUAUUGUCAAGCGGGUGGUGCCGCACGGAGAAGCGUGGCCCGACGUCAAGGAGACGCCGAGUUUCCACCACAAUGUCUUUUACACGAGCCUGCAGUCGUACAGAGAUAUGGAACCCGCGGCGGAGGAGUGGGGAAAUCAAAUCAUGUACGGCGAGGUAGUGACGAGUACCAACACCGUCCUCGAAAAGGAAGCUCGCGACAGGCUUCACUCUCAUCGCAACGACGCAGGUAGCAGGACGCGGCCGCGGCUCCAACGUUUGGCUCGCGCCCCCGGCUGCCUCAUCAUGUCGACCGUCAUCAACCACCCAGCCCACCUCGCCGCCUCCCGUCCCAUCGUCUUUCUCCAGUACCUCGCGGCCAUCGCCACCGUGGAAGCCGUGCGCAGCUACGGCCCAGGGUACAACAACCUCGACCUCAAGAUCAAGUGGCCUAAUGACGUUUACGCUCGAGACCCCGUGAUAACAGCGAUACCCCCUCCUACCCGCUGCGGGAGGCCCUCACUCCAGCCGUUCCGGAUAGAGAGGCUGAUUGCGCGGAUGCUCACGCUGCUAGAGUCUCUGUACGCCGAGUUCCGACGGGACGGGUUCAGCGCGGCGCUAGAAGCGCGGUACUACGGGCACUGGCUACACACGGGCCAAAAGGUGACACUAGAGGCGGAGGGCGGAGUGAGGGCUCGGGUGCUCGGGGUGACUAGAGAUUGGGGCAUGCUCAAGGCGGAGGAAUUGGAUGGGGAAGGCCGGACCACGGGCAAAGUGUGGACGCUCCAGAGUGACGAGAACAGUUUCGAUUAUUGGAAGGGGCUCCUCAAAAGGAAGACCUAG
Parascedosporium putredinis is the source of this 1758-nucleotide messenger RNA. The record is from the annotation of a GenBank genome assembly. Lineage: Eukaryota; Fungi; Ascomycota; Sordariomycetes; Microascales; Microascaceae.